Molecule: messenger RNA, 1479 nt
Organism: Trichobilharzia szidati
Lineage: Eukaryota; Metazoa; Platyhelminthes; Trematoda; Strigeidida; Schistosomatidae
Source: the annotation of a GenBank genome assembly
AUGGAAGAUAAAAUUAGAAACCAUUCUUCUGUUGAUCAAAAGUUUCUCGAACCCCAAAAGCUCAACCAUAUAACUGUUGAGCCUUUCGGAGAUAUUACAAAAGCAACGAGAGAAAAUAAUCCAGAUAACAGUUCAUUGGAUCCAGUAUUGAAACCUGAAGUUUGUGGCAGAGUGGUCACAAAGGUUGGUUUUGUAAACCUACCAAAUCAGAUCCACCGGAAAGCUGUUCGACGUGGUUUCGUGUUUAAUCUGAUGAUCACAGGAUAUUCAGGACUGGGAAAAUCGACGUUUAUCAACGCUCUAUUUUGUACAGAUUUGUACAAUGCAGAUUAUCCUGGCCCUUCAAAGCGUUCACCGUCUUCUGGUACUCGUGUGGAUGCGAAGACUUUCGUACUGAAUGAAGCCAAAGUUUCCUUAUUACUGACUCUUAUUGAUACUCCAGGAUUCGGAAAUGACUUAGACAAUACUACAAGCUGGAAACCACUCGUAAAACAUAUUGAAUCUCGUUUUGAAUCUUAUCUUCGAUCUGAAUUGAAUGUUUCUCGUACAACUGUUGGAUCCGGUGCAUCAUAUCAACCAGGCUUACCGGAUGACAAACGGGUUCACCUGUGUUUAUACUUUGUCUCCCCUAAUGGACAUGGCCUACAUCAACUUGAUGUGGAGACGCUAAAGCAGUUACACAAUAGAGUCAAUGUUGUCCUUAUAAUUGGUAAGGCUGAUAGCCUAACAUCAGAUGAAUGUGCUCAGUUCAAACAAACAAUACUCCGUGAACUUGAAAGUCAUAAUAUAAAAUUAUACGAUUUUCCUGAGUCUGUUAUCAAAUCAGAUGAUGUGAAUGAUUCACGGUUAAUCAACGAGAUUCAUCAAGCUCGAGCACGUCAACCAUUUGCAGUAGUUACCAGUAACCGUCUUGUUUCUUUGCCAGAUGGAAGAAAGGUAUACGGUCGUGCAUAUCCAUGGGGUAUUGUUGAAUGUGAAAAUCUUGUACACAAUGAUUUCAGUGCUUUAAAAAAUUUACUGAUGAGUGUUCAUAUGCAGGAUUUAAUCAAUGUGACGCAUCAAACACAUUACACAAAUUAUUUUGCCUCACGUUUAACUAGUAUAGCUGAAGCUGGUAAAUUUUUAGCCAAUGAAGAUAGUCGUGAACCACUUAGUCAACUAGAAACUGAACGUUUGGCACAUCAACGUAAAUUAGCUAAACUUGAAUCAGAAAUGGAAAAUGUCUUUGAACAAAAGGUUCAAGAACGUACAAAUAAAUUAAUUGAAACAGAACGUGAUCUUAUGGAACGUGCUGAACAAUCAGAGAAGCAUAUGUUAAUGCAAUUAGCUGAAUUUGAAAAACGUCGACAAGAAUUUGAAGAUGAACGUGCUAUAUGGGAAGCUGAAAAUCGUGAAUAUUUAGAGGCUUUACAGAUAACAAUGGAAAGGAAUGAUUUUGUAAAAGAUAAAUUUCGAAUUAAACGUAAAGGAUUAUUUUAA